This is a messenger RNA of Populus trichocarpa (black cottonwood), 2131 nucleotides long. Its product is annotated as B3 domain-containing transcription factor VRN1. The coding region runs from base 233 to 1909 and encodes 558 amino acids. Gene Ontology annotation, molecular function: DNA binding. NCBI's taxonomy places the organism in Eukaryota, Viridiplantae, Streptophyta, Magnoliopsida, Malpighiales, Salicaceae. The transcript is spliced from 7 exons. The record is from RefSeq and is a predicted model, not a curated record.
AAAGAAGCAUCACACUUGCAAUGAGGAGGUUGGUGAAUCACUCAAUGGAGUUUGGUACUUUCUUUAAUAACCCAAUUAUGAUUCACAGAGCUGAAGCAGUGGAGCACAAUUAGCAUGCACUGGUUUAUAUGGGGUCAGUUUAGUUCUAUUUGUGUAUAAAUAUAUAGAUAGAACUCUCACUGUAACGAAGUAGCACAAGGACGACAGCCCUUGAGCUGCUUACUGCUUAACAAUGGGUGAAGGUGAUGGUAAACCCUUGAUGUUUGUGGCAAAACCACCCCAUUUUUUCAAGGUAAUUCUCGAGGAUUCUCUUCGUGAAGGAAAGCUGAUGCUUCCACAAAAGUUUGUGACGAGAUAUGGGAUGGAUCUCACAAAUCUGGCACGCCUUAAGGUCCUUGGUGAGGCUUGGGAAAUUGAGUUGAAAAGGUGUGAUGGUAAAGUUUGGCUGCAAAAGGGUUGGAAGGAAUUUGCAGAGUAUUACUCUGUAGCCUGCGGCCACUUCCUUGUUUUUGAAUAUGAAAGAAAUUGUGAUUUCCAUGUCCUCAUAUUUGACAAUAGUGCCACAGAGAUAGAUUAUCCACUUAAGAACAACCGCAGUGAGGUGCCUGGUCGUGGACUGCUCAAAGAGUGCACGAAGGAUAGAGGGAAAGAAAAUAACUCGGUUGAAAUCCUGGAUCACUUUUCACCAUCGCGAAGAACAAGAAAGAAAUCACCAUUACCAUGUCCUCGGCCUCACAAGAUGGUGAGAACCUAUUCAACUUAUGAAACUGGGACCUGUUCAAAGCUAAGCACUUCGGUGGAGGUUCCGCCUACAGGCACUUGGUCUAGGGGGAUGAAACUAGAGAGUUCCAAGACGAAGGCAAAGUUGCGUUGUUCUGUCAGGGGACUUGAUGAGGAAGAUUCCAUCAGAGGUGGUCGAGGCAUGUUAAUGGCUAGGGGUCAAAGAUUAUCGUAUGCUGGGGCUCUUGCAAAUAUGCGAUCACUGACAUGCUAUGAAAAAGCUAAAGCUCUAUGCAGAACUAGUGCUUUCAAAUCUGAAAAUCCCUUCUUCAAGGUUGCCAUGAGCCCAUCAUAUGUUCAUACUGGAUAUAAAUUGAGUGUACCAAGCAGCUUUGCUCGGAAGUAUUUCACCAAAAACAAAGGAAAUGUCACCCUUUGUGUUACAGAUGGUAGAACCUGGCCGGUUAAGUACUGCAAUCGCACAAAAUCUGGAGUCAUAUUCUGUCAUGGGUGGAAGGCAUUUGCCAAGGACAAUAAGCUGGCUGUUGGUGACUUUUGUGUCUUUGAACUGAUUAAUGUUACUGAAAUGUCAUUGAAAGUUGUGUUUUUCCGCCUGAAGGAUGUAGAGAGUCUCCUGUCAUCAGAAGAUAUGGGAGGAGCCAAUCAAGUUGAACCAAAUAAAAGCCUGGUAGCUAAACCUCAAUCUGAUUGGAAUAGCAGAGAUGGAGCUGGAAUUUCUAACCCUGAUGAUGAACAUAAACCUGGAGAAUUUGAGCAUUCUGAAUCAAGAUUUGAAGUUGAACCCGACAAGUUUGGGAAACCUGAGCUAAAAAAUAGUUCUUCUGUGCUGGUGACUCGAGGUUCCAAAACUGAGAGCAAAUUCAUCUCAACACAUCCAUUCUUCAAAGUUGUUCUACGGUCAUAUUAUCUCAACAGAUGCUUCGUGUCCGUGCCGAUGAGCUUCGUUGAGAGGUACUUUAAGCACAAAAGUCAGAUUGUUAUGCUUCAAGUUGCAGAUAGAUCAUGGCCUGUGAAGUUGAUCAUCCGUUGGUCUCAAAGACAAGCUAUAUUAUCUGCCGGCUGGGCAAGAUUUGCAAGAGAAAAUUCUCUGCAGGUGGGACAUGUUUGUGCCUUUGAGAUUGUCAAGAAUGGCAUGCUGAAAGUUUCAAUUUCCAGAAGUGAUCGCUAAACUUGCCCCACGAAUCUCUUUCUAGCAAGCAUUUUGUUAUGGUCACAUGGAUGCAUUAAGAACGAAGAAAUGUUCUUAAGAAUUCCUCUUUUGCCUCUUUUGUCUCUUAAAUGGACCACUGUGCAGCUUUCUUUAGCUGAAUGACCCAGCUCUGUUGAACCCUAUUGUAAGAACUCGACCAUGUUUAACGUCCAUUAUGGGUGGGGAUUUCUUGACUGAUUA